GGAAGUCGUCGGUGUAGCAUGAUGACGGCUCCCCCUGACAGGAGUGACGGUCUGACUUCGUGUGCCUGUAAAGGCAUCCGGAGGUGUCUCCUAUGUGAAAAGAAAAGGAGAGAAGUGUGUAUGACGACUAGUGAACCUCAGCUUGUUCAUCAUUUCCUCUUCGAUCCUGAGACGAGGCUUGCCAUUUGCAAAGAUGCGAAGGCCACAUCCUUCCCCUUUCCUGGUGUCUUCCUGUGGGAGAACUUUAUAUCAGAAGAGGAGGAGAAGACUCUGAUAAGCUUGAUGGACCAGGAUGCAUGGAAUCUGUCCCAGUCUGGUCGAAGGAAACAGGACUUUGGUCCAAAAGUUAACUUCAAGAAAAAGAAAGUGCGUGUGAGCAGCUUUAGUGGACUCCCGGCUUUAAGCCAAGAACUAGUGAUCAGGAUGCAGCAGGAGCCAAAUCUAGCAGGCUUUCAACCAGUGGAGCAGUGCAAUCUGGACUACCAUCCUCAGCGAGGCUCCGCCAUCGAUCCACACCUUGAUGACUCCUGGCUGUGGGGGGAGCGUCUGGUCACCAUCAACAUGUUGUCCAACACGACGCUCACCAUGUCUCUCGACCAGGGUCUGCCUGAGAUGGGACUCGGAGAGGAAGUCCGUGUCGCUGUGCACCUUCCUCGCAGAUCUUUAGUAGUGUUAUACGGUGAGGCUCGGCAUACGUGGAAACACGCCAUUCAUAGGGAGGAUGUUCAGGAGCGCAGAGUUUGUAGCACUUACAGAGAGCUGUCUGCAGAGUUCUUACCUGGAGGGCAGCAGGCAGAGCUGGGAGCUCAGCUGUUGAACAUUGCUUUGAGUUUUCAAGGAGCUCCAAUAUGAUAAUGUGAUGAUGCAAAUGGAGCCACAAUGACUCAGACACAUGUUCUUAAAGUGUGUGUCAGCACAACUGACUGGCCCACAGUGAAUAUGGAAAAUAGAAGACUCCAAAAAAUGUAGCCGCUUUGGCUUUAAAUGAGGGUAUAAGAAGAAGACCAAGCAUCUACACUGCAGAGAGACUUGAAAUGUGGAUUUCAGGCAGUCACUUUUGUCAUGAUGCUGUUUGACUUAGCAUUUUAUUCUGUUUGUACAAACAAAGUAUUACUCAUGGGGCCUGAGAAGGUCAAAGAAAAUGAUUCACAUCUCUUUUUUUGUACCCAGCAAACUAUUCAGUGAGUCCCACAUGGAAUCUGCAUAAAUGUCAGAAUUAUAGUCAUGAACAUGAACAUUAUACUCACGGUAACUUACAUCGCAGAGACAUGUGUUGUUGAUUUUCAUGCCACCGCAAAAAAGUACAGAAAUCGGAUGAAUGUACAAUAGAAGCUGUAAUUAAAUUUUAUAUGAAAUUGUGAAGUGCUAUAAACAGCCAGUAUGGUCGGAAAAAACAAGUGAUUUAAUUAAGGAAAUAAAACCACACAUUUAUGUUUCUA
This is a messenger RNA of Solea solea (common sole), 1439 nucleotides long. RefSeq names its product alkB homolog 4, lysine demthylase (gene alkbh4). The record is from RefSeq and is a predicted model, not a curated record. Lineage: Eukaryota; Metazoa; Chordata; Actinopteri; Pleuronectiformes; Soleidae. Gene Ontology annotation, molecular function: actin binding; oxidoreductase activity; demethylase activity. Gene Ontology annotation, cellular component: contractile ring; midbody. The transcript has 3 exons. The coding region runs from base 19 to 852 and encodes 277 amino acids. Gene Ontology annotation, biological process: protein demethylation; oxidative demethylation; actomyosin structure organization.